Messenger RNA from Galeopterus variegatus (Sunda flying lemur), 924 nucleotides. RefSeq names its product potassium inwardly-rectifying channel, subfamily J, member 1 (gene KCNJ1). The transcript has 3 exons. Gene Ontology annotation, biological process: potassium ion import across plasma membrane; regulation of monoatomic ion transmembrane transport. Gene Ontology annotation, molecular function: ATP-activated inward rectifier potassium channel activity. The record is from RefSeq and is a predicted model, not a curated record. Lineage: Eukaryota; Metazoa; Chordata; Mammalia; Dermoptera; Cynocephalidae. The coding region runs from base 1 to 924 and encodes 307 amino acids. Gene Ontology annotation, cellular component: plasma membrane.
AUGGAUGCUUCGGGUCGGAAUGUGUUUAGGAUGUUGAUCAGGGUGUUAACAGAAAGGAUGUUCAAACAUCUUCGGAAAUGGUUUGUCACUCGCUUUUGGGGACGUUCUCGUGUGGAGAACGUUAAUGGCUUGACCUCAGCUUUUCUGUUUUCUCUGGAAACUCAAGUGACCAUUGGAUAUGGAUUCAGGUGUGUGACAGAGCAAUGUGCCACUGCCAUUUUUCUGCUUAUCUGCCAGUCUAUACUUGGAGUUAUCAUCAAUUCUUUCAUGUGUGGUGCCAUCUUAGCUAAGAUCUCCAGACCCAAAAAACGUGCCAAGACCAUCACGUUCAGCAAGAAUGCAGUGAUCAGCAAGCGGGGUGGGAAGCUCUGCCUCCUAAUCCGAGUGGCUAAUCUCAGGAAGAGCCUCCUUAUUGGCAGUCACAUAUAUGGAAAACUUCUGAGGACCAUAGUCACUCCUGAAGGAGAGACCAUUAUUUUGGACCAGAUCAAUAUCAAUUUUGUAGUGGAUGCUGGGAAUGAAAACUUAUUCUUCAUCUCCCCACUGACAAUUUACCAUGUGAUUGAUCACAACAGCCCCUUCUUCCACAUGGCAGCAGAAACUCUUUCCCAGCAGGACUUUGAAUUAGUGGUGUUUUUAGAUGGCACAGUGGAGUCAACCAGUGCCACUUGCCAAGUCCGGACAUCCUAUGUCCCAGAGGAGGUGCUUUGGGGCUACCGUUUUGCUCCCAUAGUAUCCAAGACCAAGGAAGGGAAAUACCGAGUGGAUUUCCAUAACUUUAGCAAGACGGUAGAAGUAGAGACCCCUCACUGUGCCAUGUGCCUUUAUAAUGAGAAAGAUGCUAGAGCCAGGAUGAAGAGAGGCUAUGACAACCCCAACUUCAUCUUGUCAGAAGUCAGCGAAACAGAUGACACCAAAAUGUAG